Molecule: messenger RNA, 4585 nt
Organism: Boleophthalmus pectinirostris (great blue-spotted mudskipper)
Lineage: Eukaryota; Metazoa; Chordata; Actinopteri; Gobiiformes; Gobiidae
Gene: rbms3
Product: RNA binding motif, single stranded interacting protein
Exons: 14
Coding region: 967-2208 (413 amino acids)
Cellular component (GO): ribonucleoprotein complex; cytosol
Molecular function (GO): mRNA binding
Source: RefSeq, a predicted model, not a curated record
CAGGUUGUGAAAACGUUGCUACCCGCUGGUCUGUGUCUGGAUCGCUUCAGGACCCUCCUACCUCCUGGCGGGGGAUAAGGAAGGAGGAGACAGCCACGCCGUUCCUCUCGCCCUGUGCUGCUGUCGGACGAGCCCCCAUAAUACCGCUCUGUCAGUGUGGAGGGAGCCCAGCGCGGAGAAGAAGAGGGAAGUCUGUGACAGAGGGGGAGAGAGAGAGAAGAGACAGGAGGCAGGCUGCUUAUAGUAACUCACACUAACACAAGGAGCACAUUCUUUACAACCGGAGGACUUCUUCUGGGGCUCUCACUGCGCUUUUCCGCCAAUCUUUUAGCCUGCCUUUGGGAUUUUAACCUCAUUUUCUACCAAACUGGGAUAUUCUCCUCUGUGUAAAGUGCAUCCGUGUGUGAGCUUCAAACAGGACAGCCCAGUCGAUUCCCAGUCCAGCGCAGCAGCAGCAGCAGCAGCAGCAGCAGCAGCAGAAGCAGAAGCAGAGAGAGAGAUUUCAGAGCGUGGCACAUUACAGAUCGGAGACGCUUCUACAAAACAAGUCAACCCUUUUUGCGUACUCUCCCUUACCAUCCCUUUUCUUCCUCCUACUCCUCCUCCUCUUCUCCCUUCAACAGUACUGCCACCACAGCCACCUGCUCCUCGCCUGCUCCUAUCCUGCCUGGCUGUACCUUUUUAACCUACCCUAGCUUUCCGAUCACUCUCUCCGGACACUGAGCGACCACCUUGCGCACUUGUGGACUAAUUGAACUCCGGAUCUUGCUCACACCUCACGAUAGAGAGAAGCCGGCGGAGUGACACAUCGCGGUGCAGCAGCAGCAGCACUAGAAGAGGAGAUCAAGAAGAAGAAGAAGAAGAAAAAAAGAGGGGGAUAUUAGGAAAGACAAGCUGAUCUCAUCUUGGCAUAUCGCUCGCUCCGGAGUCACCAUUCCCUGCCUCACUGCUAAGGAUUCCAGCUACAUGGGCAAGCGCUUGGAACAGCAGCCAAUGUACCCUCAGUACACCUACUACUACCCCCAUUAUCUCCAGACCAAGCAGCCGUAUGCUCCGCCUCCUCACCCCAUGGCUCCUCCCAGCCCCAGCACCAACAGCUGCAGUCAGGGAGGGGCGGAGCAACUCAGUAAGACCAACCUGUACAUCCGGGGUCUGCCUCCUGGGACCACCGACCAGGACCUCAUCAAGCUCUGCCAACCGUACGGGAAAAUAGUGUCAACUAAGGCCAUUCUGGACAAGAACACCAACCAGUGCAAAGGAUAUGGCUUUGUGGACUUCGACAGCCCAGCUGCAGCGCAGAAGGCCGUGUCAUCUCUCAAAGCCACUGGAGUCCAGGCCCAAAUGGCCAAGCAACAAGAACAGGACCCUACCAACCUGUACAUCUCCAACCUGCCCGUGUCCAUGGACGAGCAGGAGCUGGAGAACAUGCUGAAGCCUCUGGGUCAUGUGAUCUCCACGAGGAUACUGAGGGACGCCAACGGGGUCAGCAGAGGGGUCGGCUUUGCAAGGAUGGAGUCCACAGAGAAAUGUGAAGUAGUGAUACAGCAUUUCAAUGGAAAGUACCUGAAAACCCCACCAGGCAUUCCAGCCCCCACGGAGCCUUUGCUGUGUAAAUUUGCCGACGGAGGGCAGAAGAAGCGCCAGAGCCAGAGUAAAUACCCCCAGAAUGGACGGCCGUGGCACAGAGAGGGCGAGACUGGCAUGGCGUUAACAUAUGACCCAGCUGCAAUGCAAAACGGGUUCUACUCUUCGCCUUAUAGCAUCGCCACCAACCGCAUGAUCGCGCAGACCUCCAUCACGCCCUUCAUCGCUGCUUCCCCCGUCUCCACAUAUCAGGUCCAGAGUACGUCAUGGAUGCCUCAUCAACAAUAUGUUAUGCAACCAACAGGUGCAGUGAUCACGCCAGCCAUGGACCACACGAUGUCCAUGCAGCCAGCCAGCAUGAUGGGGCCUCUGACACAGCAGAUGAAUCACCUGUCCCUGGGCACUACCGGAAGUUACAUGACUGCUGCAGCCGCUGCGGCGCCUAUGCAAGGGACCUACAUCCCCCAGUACACUCCUGUGCCUCCCACCGCCGUCCCAGUCGAGGGAGUAGUGACGGACUCUCCGCAGACGGUGGCGCCCUCGUCACAGGAGGUGAGCGGGCAGCAGCAACAGAUGCAGGUGGACUCUGACCACGUCCCAGCAUACUCCUACCAGUCCAAAUAGCGGCGGUCGAGCGAGUGGUCCUGUGACAGCGUUGCCUUGAGACAGAAGGUGGCUGCACUGUGAACGCGGAGGAAAAGAAGAGAAAAAGAUUGCUUCCAGAUUGCCCAGGCACCAAAAAAAAACAGACAAUUUUUUCAUUUCCUACCUGGCCUACGAGAAAAACCACACAAAACAGAAGGAGGCGAGGAGGACGCUAAGGAACGCAUAGGGACAAGACUGGGCACAGUGCAAGAUAGUUUAGUCUGGAACCUGCCUGAAGGGCUGGGCUGAAGCUUGAAAUGUUUCUCAAAAAAUGAAAUUAAAAUCAUAAAAAAAAAAUAUAGAAAAUUACAAAAAAAAAAUUAACAAAAAAUAUUUUAAAAAAGGAUGAAUGCGCAGGUAGGUGAUGAAGUUUAUUUUGUAAUUAAAACAGGGGUUUGAGACACACACAGAGAUUGUCUUCCUCAGAUAUUAAGCUAUGUUUCUUUUCACUCUUUUUUAUGUUGUAGUGUUAAAUUUUAGUUUUCUAGAUAUAUUCAAAAGUGUUUUUCUUUUUGGAAUCUUCAUGGCCUUAAUUUCAAGGGCGCUAGAAACUUUUUAACUCCGAAGUCCAUAAGAGGACAAAAGUUAACGCGAGGAGUUUUGGACCAUGCGGCGGAGUUGUUCUACAGAAAAAAAUCUAUGACAUAAGCUGUACAGAUUUAAUAGAGAGCUUUUUCUUUUAGAGGAAAACUUUGAUAAUUAUGUGAGAGGUAACUAUGUGUCUGUGUGGGGAUGGACUCUAGGGGGGGUGAUGCUAUGAAGAGAUUUCUCACAUCGAGGAAAAAGAAAACAUGCUGCACUGUGGAUGCAGAGCUCAACUUUUUUAUGACCAUGUUUAUGAUUUUACAAGAGUUGCUGUCGAUGACAUUAGUGCUUUUUAUCUGCCACAUUUGAUCUUUUUUAUGAGCUUUAAGAUGUUUUUAGCCCGCUUUGCUUGUCACACUGCGUAACAUGAAAAAAGUGUUCAGAGUUUAAAGGUGCGCCGUGUGACUUUUCAGGAGGGGGGUUUGCCACAAGCUUGUCUCCAUGGAGAUCACAUUGCUUUGCUUUGGAAUAUUUUGUUGCAUGGCAUGGCGACUUAUCUUGCGGACAUUUAUUAAAUUAUUUGUGUAGGAAAUUGUAAAAAAAAACAACAACAAAAAAAACACCUUGAAAACGUACAUCAUUAGUCUACAGAUCCAGCUCUUAAUUUUGACCUGGUUGCGUCAUCAGCUUGUCUCAAUGAAGAUGAUUUUAAUGCCAUACCGUGGAACAUUCCAAGCAAAGCAGUAAUAAAUCCAUGGAGACACACUGGCGGAGCUUCCAUCAGAAAAGUUGCAUAGUGCAGCUUUAAAAUUCACAUGGAUAAAAAAUCUGGCAGUGAAACAAACCAGUAGAUAGAGUACAGUAGGAGCUUACGGUUUAAACCAAUCAGCGCAAAAGCAAUAGAAGAAAUUGUUGACAAUUUCUGUAGUCUUUCCUAGGUGUGGGUACAUGCAGCCCGUGGAUGGCCAUUUUUAUACCAAAGAUGAAGAGAAGUGACCGCGUGGACUCCUGUUUGAGUUUCUCUUUGGUUUGUUCUGAUGAUGUUUGUGACGUUGUUGUUGUUACUGUUGAUAUUGUUGUGAUUGUUGUUCUUGCUGUUGUCGUUGUUUUCUUUAUUUUCGGAUUUGACCCUGACGGCCGGACCAGUCUCUCCUCCUCUUCCUCCUCCACACACUCACCAACCAGGGUUCUGUUCAAAUCCUCCUCUCCCUGGACGAUGUCUGAUCCUGUGGGAGGAAAGCGACGUUGAAAACUACUCAAUUUGGCUGGCUCUGUUGUCGUGGCCAUCGAUAUUAUAUGAUUCCUCUCCUCGUCCUUCUUCCUCCAGUGUUCUUUCUCCACUUAAAACAUGGACUGAUGAAGCUGUGGACCUGAAGUGAGAGUCACCCUGCUGCUAUCCAACCUCCUUUCCACCUCCAUCAAACAAACCAGGUCAUGUUUUCACCAGAUGAGAGUUGUUUAAUGUGCAUCAAAAGAAAAAAAGAAAAAACAUGGCAAACAAACAAGUUAUAUUUUAGCUGAAAAAUGCGAAAUUCAAAGUAUCAGCCGAGUUUUAUUCAUCUCUUUAUUAUGGCAGAAGUCUAACUGACCUAGCACAUGACUUUACUUUACACAUACACACAUAACUUUUCUCAUGUAGGAUCUGCUACCAGCUUGUCCCCAUGACAACGUUAUUGCUAUGCCUGAAAGGUUCCACAGUAUGGCAUGGAACGUAUUUAUCUUGUGUUUAAACAAUUACAGGUGUUUUUAUUGCUCAGAAAUACAUUGUAAAACAUGGGUUCUUACUGUGAGUGGGCUUGCCUCUCAACAGAUAUGAUCCAUAACUUGACCU